AUGGUGUGGGAAAACCAGACCUUCAACUCCAUCUUCAUCCUGCUGGGAAUCUUCAAUCACAGCCCCACCCAUACCUUCCUUUUUUCUCUGGUCCUGGGCAUCUUCUCAUUGGCCUUCAUGGAAAAUAUUGCCAUGGUUCUCCUCAUCUACAUAGAGAAACAGCUCCACACCCCCAUGUACUUCCUCCUCAGUCAACUGUCCCUCAUGGACCUCAUGCUCAUCUGCACCACUCUACCCAAGAUGAUCUUCAGCUACUUGUCUGGGAAGAAAUCUAUCUCUCUGGCAGGUUGUGGAACUCAGAUAUUCUUCUAUGUGUCCCUGCUUGGAGCUGAAAGUUUCUUGUUGGCUGUCAUGGCUUAUGACCGCUAUGUGGCUAUAUGUCACCCUCUUCAGUACACCAUCCUCAUGAAUCCAAACUGUGUCUUCAUGACUGUUGCUUCCUGGACCUUGGGGUCCCUUGAUGGGAUUAUAGUGCUUGCAGCUGUCCUGUCAUUUUCUUACUGCAGCUCUCUGGAAAUUCAUCACUUUUUCUGUGAUGUUGCUGCCCUUUUACCUCUAUCCUGCACAGAAACAUCUGCAUUUGAAAGACUACUUUUCAUUUGUUGUGUGGUAAUGCUAAUCUUUCCAGUUUCAGUUAUCAUACUUUCCUAUUCCCGUGUCCUUUGAACCGUCAUCCACAUGGGCUCUGGGGAAAGUCGUCGCAAGGCCUUCACUACCUGCUCCUCCCACCUGUCUGUGGUCGGACUCUACUACGGUGCUGCUAUGUUCAUGUACAUGAGACCAGCUUCUAAACAUAUGCCAGACCAGGACAAGAUGGUGUCGGCCUUCUACACUAUUCUCACCCCUAUGCUGAACCCUCUCAUUUACAGCCUCCGCAACAAAGAAGUCUUCAGGGCACUACAGAAGGUACUGAAGAAAAGAAAGUUAAUAUGA
Messenger RNA from Pongo pygmaeus (Bornean orangutan), 933 nucleotides. Its product is annotated as olfactory receptor 2M4-like. Gene Ontology annotation, biological process: G protein-coupled receptor signaling pathway. NCBI's taxonomy places the organism in Eukaryota, Metazoa, Chordata, Mammalia, Primates, Hominidae. The record is from RefSeq and is a predicted model, not a curated record. Gene Ontology annotation, cellular component: membrane. Gene Ontology annotation, molecular function: G protein-coupled receptor activity; olfactory receptor activity.